Molecule: messenger RNA, 1689 nt
Organism: Solea solea (common sole)
Lineage: Eukaryota; Metazoa; Chordata; Actinopteri; Pleuronectiformes; Soleidae
Product: keratin, type I cytoskeletal 19-like
Exons: 9
Coding region: 100-1464 (454 amino acids)
Molecular function (GO): structural molecule activity
Source: RefSeq, a predicted model, not a curated record
GGUUACAGGCCACUGCUCUUGAGUCUCUCCAGCUCUUCAGCAUCAGCUUCCACCUGCACGUGCUCCACAUCCUCUCAUCAUCAUCAUCAUCCUCUCAUCAUGUUCGGCCAAUCCCGCAGCAGCGCCCGCAGCAUCUCCAGCGCCAGCAGCUCUCUCAGCAUAAGCGGGGGAGGGAUGCAGAUGGUCGGAGGCGGACAGGUCCGCAUCUCCACCGGCGGGCAGCUGCGGGGGCGCGCGCCCAGCGUGUACGGUGGCGCGGGAGGCUCCGGGACCCGCGUCUCCCAGGCCUACUCCAUGAUGUCCAGCUAUGGCUCCGGGUCCGGGUCCGUCUAUGGCUCCGGGUCAAUGGCCACGUACGGCGAGGCCGCGGUGAUCACCAACGAGAAGUUGACCAUGCAGAACCUCAACGACCGCCUGGCCUCCUACCUGGAGAAGGUUCGCUCUCUGGAGGCAGCCAACAAGAGGCUGGAGCUGCAGAUCAGAGAGUACUAUGAGAAGAGAACCUUCAUCGCCAGAGACUACACUGGCUUCUUUGCCACCAUCACUGAGCUCCAGGCCAAGAUCGCAAGGAGACAUUCAGAAAAUCAAAGUAUCCUUCUCCAGAUUGACAACGCUCGGCUGGCCACUGACGACUUUAAAAUUAAAUAUGAGAUGGAGAUGAACAUGCGCUCAAUGGUGGAGGCUGAUGUGACUCGUCUCCGUGGCGUCCGGGACAGUCUAACCCUCAACUCCAGCGACCUGGAGAUGCAGAUCGAAGGGAUGAAGGAGGAACUGGCCUUCAUCAAGACCAACCACCAGGAGGAGCUGCGUCUGCUGAGGGCCCAGCAGAGCGGUUGUGUCAAUGUGGAGGUGGACAGUACAGAGUCUGUUGACAUGACACGGGUGCUGCAGGAGCUCAGGGAGCAGUACGAAGCUCUGGCCAUCAAGAACAAGCAGGACAUGGAGAAAUGGUUCCAGCUGAAGAUGGACGGUCUUCAGAUACAAAUCACGACAGUCACGACAGAGGUGGACUCACAUAACACACAGCUUUCAGAGCUGAAGAGAACCUACCAGAGUUUGGAAAUAAAUCGGGAAAGCAUCAUCACAGAGAUGCAGUGUCUGCAGCAGAAUGUGAAGGAAGUGAACAGUCGCUACAGCAUUCAGCUCAACCAGCUGCAGGUGACCAUCAACACGUUGGAGGUGGAGCUGCAGCAGCUGCGGGUCUCGCUCGAGCAGCAGAGAUCUGAGUACAACCUGCUUCUGGACAUCAAGAUGAGGCUGGAAAUGGAGAUUGCAGAGUACAGGAGACUGCUGGAGGGAGAGCACUACGAGAGAAAGGCUGUGGUUAUCAGCAAGGUUGUGGAGGUGGAGGUGGAGGAGCAUAAACCCCAUAUCGAGAGGAGAGUGAAGACCAUUGUGGAGGAGAUCAUCGAUGGAAAGAUUGUCUCCUCCACGGUUGACACCCAAGUGGAGGACAUUCAGUGACAGCCCUGCUCACCUCUGCUGCAGCUAAACUCACAGUGUGACAAUCAUUCAGCCCGUACACAGCUCAAGUAAUAUCUGAUAAAGUUAACUGCAGAACAGUUUCUAUGCUGGGACGAUCUUUAACCAUUGUUUCACCUCAGUAUCAUGUUGCAACAAGUCAUGUUAUCCACCAUGGCAGAUGCCCAAACUGAAAAUGAAACAAAAUUAAAGGCCAUGAAACAAAGA